CUAUUUUCAAUAAAUUUUGAUUUAAAGUUGCUUGGGAUUAUGAAAGGAGAAAAAAUGAUAAAAAAAGUGUAGUAAUAUAUAUUUUAAUAAUCAUAGAAAUAUUAUGUGACCAUGUUGCCGAGGUCCUCGAUGCGGAAUAUAAUAAGAGGUAUGACCAGUCCCAAUUGAACUUUGCAUUCUAUAGAUGAAAUUAAUAAAUGUACGUGAGCUUCGUUACAAUGAUAUCACGUUUCUUUUGUAGCUAUUGAGCAACUGCUAAACGAGAACAUUGAACAAGGAUAAAAUUCUUUUCUUGCUGCUACCUUAUAUUUUUUUAAUUUAUCAAAACUUGGAAUUUUAAAAAGCUGUCUUAAAAAGCUAUUAAUAGCUUACCACUUUGACAUAAUUGAAUUGAAUUGAAUUAAAAAAUCUUUUAAUGCUUGCUAGCGCUCUGCUCGUAGAUCAACAGGAACAUAGUAACUUUAUGUAAGAUCAAGGAUCGUUUAAAUCUGCUUUAUAGGAUAAUAUUUUAUCUGCUCUAUAGGAUAGUAAAUUUUCCCGCUUAUUCGUUGCGGUAAAUUUAGUAUCAGAGAACGUCAUGAGAUGGCGUUGCGAUAAGCGAGAAGUUGCAUACGCAGUAUGAUUCAUAAUUAGUACAGGUCUAUAGUGCAUUCAGUGCACAUGUACCGAGAAAUAUGUGGGAUUGAAUGUACAACAUAAAUUUACAACUACGCAGUGUCAAGGUCUAAACUGAUGACAGAUCGUAGUCACUGUCGUCACUGAAAAGCGAUAUUAUAUAUCCCUUAAGAGAGAAAUAAGUUCGCCAAAUAGUUACAUAAUCGUAUAAUCUUGGUCUUUGACCCUCGGUUCUCGGUUCUAACCUGUCCACGUGCCGUCUUAUUGUUAGCACGAAUAAGACGAACUUUGUUCAACGUAACAAAUUGUGAAUUUGUUCCAACAUUGACGAAAGGUUGAUUAGUAACGUUGAACUAUAAUAUCGUCAGUUUGUUUAGAAUAUUACAUGCGUCCGUAAAAAGACGGUUAUUGACGCUGUUAAAACGCGAGAAUGAAGGAAGAGGUAAAUAACAAAGAGCUGGACAAGGAUCACUGGAAGCUUGAGGCGCAAACCAUUAUCAACGACGUAAAACAACAUGUAACGGACAUCAAAAUAUCAGAAAAAUUACGAAAUAACAAUCAUUUCCUCUACUUAAAUUUGAUUACAUUAGAGGGCUCGAAGUUUUGCAUAGAACUAUCAAGUGUUGGUUUUACCAUCGUUGGUAACGAACACGACGACACAUCAAAGAGAGAAAGCGAGCACUACGAAACGCCCUACAGCUUGUUGAAUUUCGUUAGCCCGCAAUAUAGAGAUUCCUUUGGAAAUUCGCUUGUUCAUAAGCUUAAACAAUUAAGUAACUCACAGUGAACAAAUUUAAUCAGAAUUUUUUAAUAGUGAAAUGAAACACAGUUAAAUAUAGAUGAAAAUAAAGUGCUAAUUCCAAUUGUUUGAAUACACACACAUACACACAUCUUUCAACAAUAAGCGUUUAAAAUCUAAAAUAAAUUAUGAUUCUCGUCAAA
Bombus huntii is the source of this 1557-nucleotide messenger RNA. RefSeq names its product GSK3-beta interaction protein. The coding region runs from base 1046 to 1402 and encodes 118 amino acids. The transcript has a single exon. Gene Ontology annotation, cellular component: cytoplasm. Gene Ontology annotation, biological process: regulation of canonical Wnt signaling pathway. The record is from RefSeq and is a predicted model, not a curated record. NCBI's taxonomy places the organism in Eukaryota, Metazoa, Arthropoda, Insecta, Hymenoptera, Apidae. Gene Ontology annotation, molecular function: protein kinase A binding; kinase regulator activity.